This is a messenger RNA of Heterocephalus glaber (naked mole-rat), 8343 nucleotides long. It is a transcript of the gene Cic, whose product is annotated as capicua transcriptional repressor. The record is from RefSeq and is a predicted model, not a curated record. Gene Ontology annotation, cellular component: nucleus. Gene Ontology annotation, biological process: regulation of transcription by RNA polymerase II. NCBI's taxonomy places the organism in Eukaryota, Metazoa, Chordata, Mammalia, Rodentia, Bathyergidae. Gene Ontology annotation, molecular function: DNA-binding transcription factor activity, RNA polymerase II-specific; RNA polymerase II transcription regulatory region sequence-specific DNA binding.
ACCAUUUUGUGUGUUGGAGUAAAAAAAAAAAGGGAGAAUCGAGAGGGAGAGCCGGAGGGGGGGCGGGGAGGGACCGGACCGGACUGAGCCGGGGCCACGACCCCCCGCCCCGAAGCCCCGCUGAGCCCGAGGUGGACAGAAGAUGAAGCCAAUGAAAAAGGCAUGCACUAGCCUUUCAGGUCCUGGCAGUGGUAGCAAGUCCCCACCAGCCACCAGGGCCAAAGCUCUGAGGCGGCGAGGGGCUGGGGAGGGUGACAAGCCAGAAGAGGAAGAUGAUGAGGUACAGCUACAGCAGCAGCCAGAAACAGAAGAAGCUGAAGAGGGUGAGGAGGAAGCCGAGCAGGGCCCUGGUGCUGAGAGGCCAUCCCCAGAGCUGCACCCUCCUGACCUGGCUCCAGGCCCAGCUGAGGACACCAAGGGGGAUGGGGAGGCAGGCCGCUGGGAGCCCUCACUCAGCCGUAAGACAGCCACAUUCAAGUCUAGAGCGCCCAAGAAGAAGUACGUGGAGGAGCAUGGGGGUGGCAGUGGUGGGGCGGCUGGGGCCCCUGAAGAGCGAGAGCAGAUCCCUGAGGAGGCCAGCACACUGGGGGUGCCUCCUCGGCCACCCACUUCCACUCGUUCCUCCUCCACUGACACAGCUAGUGAGCACUCAGCUGACCUGGAGGAUGAGCCAGCUGAGGCUUGUGGUCCAGGCCCCUGGCCCCCCGGUGGCACCAGUGGUGGCUAUGACCUGCGGCAGCUACGGUCCCAGCGGGUGCUGGCUCGGCGUAGUGAUGGUCUCUUCUUGCCUGCUGUGGUGCGCCAGGUGCGCCGAAGCCAGGACCUGGGGGUGCAGUUCCCUGGUGACCGGUCUCUGACUUUCUAUGAGGGGGUGCCAGGUGGUGGCAUAGAUGUGGUUUUAGAUGCCACACCACCACCAGGUGCCCUGGUGGUGGGCACCGCUGUCUGUACCUGUGUGGAGCCUGGCAUUGCUGCCUACCGUGAAGGUGUGGUAGUAGAGGUGGCCACUAAGCCAGCUGCCUAUAAGGUCCGUCUCAGCCCUGGCUCCAGCUCCCAACUGGGCCCACCGAGCACCCUACCACAGCCCCCACAGCCACUGCAUCGUGAGCCCGAGGAGGCUGUGUGGGUGGCCCGCUCCAGCUUACGCCUUCUGCGGCCUCCCUGGGAACCUGAGGCCCUGCUGAGGAAGCCCCCCAUAGUCCCUGAGGAAGAACAAGCUGAACCUGGAGCUGUCCUCCCGCCCUGCCCUGCUGCCCUGGAUCCCAAGCAGCCUGAGGAUGCUGAGGUCUCCAAAAUCAGCUUUGGUGGCAAUCUGGGGGCUCACUGUGAGGAGGGUGAAGAGAAGCACCCAUCAGCCUUGGGCACCCCAGCCCUACUUCCACUGCCCCCACCUCAGCUCCUGUCACCAGCCCCCAAGUCCCCAGCCUUUGCUGGCCCUGGCCGCCCAGGUGAGCAGCCCUCACCCUGCCAAGAGGGGAGCCAGGGUGGCAGCCGGAGCAGCAGCGUGGCUUCAUUGGAAAAGGGAGCUGCACCUGCUGCCCGGGCUCGCACGCCAUUGACAGCUGCCCAGCAGAAGUACAAGAAGGGUGAUGUGGUCUGCACGCCCAACGGAAUCCGAAAGAAGUUCAAUGGCAAGCAGUGGCGACGACUGUGCUCACGAGAUGGCUGCAUGAAGGAGUCACAGCGAAGGGGCUACUGCUCGCGCCACCUGUCCAUGCGAACCAAGGAGAUGGAGGGCCUGGCCGACAGUGGGCCAGGUGGGGCUGGGCGGCCAGCUGGUGUGGCAGCCCGUGAAGGUAGUACCGAGUUUGACUGGGGUGACGAGACGUCGAGGGACAGCGAGGCCAGCAGUGUGGCAGUUCGGGGAGACUCACGCCCACGCCUGGUGGCCCCUGCUGACCUGUCACGCUUUGAGUUUGAUGAGUGUGAGGCAGCUGUGAUGCUGGUGUCACUGGGCAGCUCACGCUCCGGCACCCCUUCCUUCUCACCCGUCUCUACACAGUCGCCCUUUUCACCAGCCCCGUCACCCUCACCCUCGCCACUCUUCGGCUUCCGCCCAGCCAACUUCAGCCCCAUCAAUGCCUCUCCAGUCAUCCAGCGCACUGCCGUUCGCAGUCGCCACCUAAGCGCCAGCACCCCUAAGGCAGGUGUUCUGACGCCACCAGAUAUGGGACCCCACCCACCACCACCUGCCCCCCGAGAGCGGCAUUCCUCCGGCAUCCUACCCACCUUCCAGACCAACCUAACCUUUACUGUUCCCAUCAGCCCUGGGCGGCGGAAGACAGAACUGCUGCCCCACCCAGGGGCAUUGGGAGCCCCUGGCACAGUGGGUGGAGGAGCUGCCCCAGACUUCCCUAAGAGCGACAGCUUAGACUCUGGUGUGGACGCUGUGUCCCACACACCUACGCCCUCCACACCGGCUGGCUUCCGGGCCGUGUCACCUGCUGUGCCCUUUUCUCGCUCCCGUCAGCCUUCACCUUUGCUUCUGUUGCCCCCACCUGCUGGCCUGACCUCGGAUCCAGGGCCUUCUGUGCGCAGGGUGCCUGCAGUGCAGCGGGACUCACCUGUUAUUGUCCGCAACCCUGAUGUGCCACUGCCCUCCAAAUUUCCUGGAGAGGUGGGCGCUGCCGGUGAGGCACGGGCUGGGGGACCUGGGCGGGCCUGCCGUGAAACCCCACUGCCCUCUGGGGUGGCCAGUGGGAAGCCUGGCCUACCCCCACCUCUGCCGGCCCCUGUGCCCAUCACUGUGCCUCCAGCUGCGCCAACUGCAGUGGCCCAGCCGAUGCCCACCUUUGGCCUGGCUUCUUCACCCUUCCAGCCCGUGGCCUUCCAUCCCUCACCUGCUGCCCUGUUGCCUGUCCUGGUGCCCAAUACGUAUACCAGCCAUCCUGCUCCCAAGAAGGAAGUCAUCAUGGGUCGGCCUGGAACAGUGUGGACAAAUGUGGAACCUCGCUCUGUGGCCGUGUUCCCCUGGCAUUCUUUAGUUCCCUUUCUGGCACCCAGCCAGCCAGACCCCUCUGUGCAGCCGAGUGAGGCCCAACAACCUGCCAGCCACCCAGUGGCCUCCAACCAGAGCAAAGAACCGGCUGAGUCAGCAGCUGUUGCUCAUGAGCAGCCACAAGGAGGGACAGGGAGUGCUGACCCUGGGCGGCCCCCUGGAGCCACAUGCCCUGAGAGCCCAGGUCCUGGACCUCUACAUACUUUGGGAGUGCUGGAACCUGGUAAAGGUCCUCCUCCCACCACUGAGGAGGAGGUCCCUGGCCCCCCAGGAGAACCCCGGCUGGAUAGUGAGACAGAGAGCGACCAUGAUGAUGCCUUUCUUUCCAUCAUGUCUCCUGAGAUCCAGUUGCCUCUGCCACCUGGAAAACGUCGGACACAGUCGCUCAGUGCCCUGCCUAAGGAAAGAGAUUCGUCUUCUGAGAAGGAUGGACGCAGCCCCAACAAGCGGGAGAAGGACCAUAUCCGGCGGCCCAUGAAUGCCUUCAUGAUCUUCAGUAAGCGUCACCGAGCCCUGGUCCACCAGCGUCAUCCCAACCAGGACAACCGGACCGUCAGCAAGAUCCUGGGCGAGUGGUGGUAUGCUCUGGGGCCCAAAGAGAAGCAGAAGUACCAUGAUCUGGCCUUCCAGGUGAAGGAGGCCCACUUCAAGGCCCACCCAGAUUGGAAGUGGUGCAACAAGGACCGAAAGAAGUCCAGCUCAGAGGCCAAGCCCACGAGCCUGGGGCUGGCAGGCGGGCACAAGGAGACGCGGGAGCGGAGCAUGUCGGAGACGGGCACUGCCGCCGCCCCUGGGGUGUCCUCUGAGCUCCUGUCCGUUGCAGCCCAGACACUCUUGAGCUCAGACACCAAGGUUCCGGGGAGUGGCUCCUGUGGAGCAGAACGGCUGCACGCAGUUGGGGGACCUGGCUCAGCCCGGCCCCGAGCCUUUUCCCACAGUGGGGUACACAGCCUGGACGGUGGGGAAGUAGACAGCCAGGCACUACAAGAACUGACUCAGAUGGUGUCUGGCCCCACAUCAUACUCUGGCCCAAAGCCUUCCACCCAGUAUGGCACUUCAGGCCCCUUCGCAACCCCCAGUGAGGGAGGCACCUUGGCGGCCGGUGGGCGGCCCCCACUGCUGCCCACCCGAGCCUCUCGUUCCCAGCGUGCAGCCAGUGAGGACAUGACCAGUGAUGAAGAACGCAUGGUCAUCUGUGAAGAAGAAGGGGACGAUGAUGUUAUCGCUGAUGAAGGUUUUGGUACCACUGAUAUUGAUCUCAAGUGCAAGGAGCGGGUGACUGAUAGUGAGAGUGGAGACAGCUCUGGGGAGGACCCAGAGGGCAACAAGGGCUUUGGCCGUAAGGUGUUCUCACCUGUGAUCCGUUCUUCCUUCACCCAUUGCCGUCCAGCACUGGACCCUGAGCCUCCAGGGCCCCCAGAUCCACCUGCAGCUGCAGCCUUUGGCAAAGGCUAUGGCCCCACCCCAUCUUCUUCCUCUUCCUCCUCCUCCUCCUCACUUGCUGCCUCAACCUCAGUAGCCACCUCCUUCUCACUGGGGUCUGGAACCUUCAAAGUCCAGGAGUCUGGUCAGGGCAGUGCAGCAGGCCCACUUCGGCCUCCACUCUCUGGGGCUGGAGGCCCAGCAACAUCUUCCAAGGUCACUCGGUUUCUCCCAACGGAUCCUGCCACCUUCCGGCGCAAGAGACCUGAAAGUGUUGGGUGCUUGGAGCCACCAGGUCCCUCAGUCAUUGCGGCACCUCCCAGUGGGGGAGGAAACAUCCUGCAGACACUAGUCCUGCCCCCAAACAAGGAGGAGCGGGAGGGCAGUGGGGCCCGAGUACCCUCGGUCCCAGCCCCAUCACUGGCCUAUGGGACCCCAGCAGCCCCUUUGUCCCGCCCUGCUGCCACCAUGGUCACCAACGUAGUGCGGCCUGUCAGCAGCACUCCUGUGCCCAUUGCCUCUAAGCCCUUCCCCGCCUCUGGCAGGGCUGAGGCAUCUCCAAAUGACACAGCAGGUGCCAGGACUGAAAUGGGCACUGGGUCUCGGGUACCUGGGGGCUCCCCGCUGGGUGUCAGUUUAGUGUAUUCGGACAAGAAGUCAGCAGCCACCUCACCAGCCCCACACUUGGUGGCUGGGCCCCUGCUGGGCACUGUGGGGAAGGCACCUGCCACUGUCACCAACCUGCUGGUGGGUACUCCAGGCUAUGGGGCCCCUGCACCCCCUGCUGUUCAAUUUAUUACUCAGGGGGCCCCUAGCAGUGGGACCACUGUAGGCUCAGGAGCAGGUUCUGGAAGUGGUCCCAAUGGGCCAGUACCCCUGGGCAUCCUGCAGUCAGGUGCCCUGGGCAAGGCUGGGGGAAUCACCCAGGUACAGUACAUCCUGCCCACGCUGCCCCAGCAGCUUCAAGUGGCACCUGCCCCAGCAGCAGCCCCUGGGACCAAGACAGCAGCUCCCAGCGGCCCUGCACCCACCACCAGCAUCCGUUUCACCCUCCCGCCGGGCACCUCCACCAACGGCAAGGUCCUGGCCGCCACUGCACCCACCCCUGGCAUCCCUAUCUUGCAGCCUGUACCCUCUGCACCACCCCCUAAAGCCCAGUCAGUUUCUCCCGUGCAGGCCCCACCCCCAGGUGGCUCAGCCCAGCUGCUACCUGGGAAGGUACUAGUACCCCUGGCUGCCCCUAGCAUGUCAGUACGGAGUGGAGGGGCUGGCCAGCCACUGCCCCUGGUCAGUCCACCAUUCUCAGUACCUGUGCAGAAUGGUGCCCAGCCACCCAGCAAGAUCAUCCAGCUGACUCCUGUGCCUGUGAGCACACCCAGCGGCCUGGUGCCGCCCUUGAGCCCAGCCACCCUCCCUGGACCCACCUCACAGCCUCAGAAGGUCCUGUUGCCCUCCUCCACCAGAAUCACCUACGUGCAGUCGGCAGGUGGGCACACACUGCCUCUGGGCACCAGCCCUGCAUCCAGCCAGGCUGGAACAGUUACCUCCUAUGGGCCCACAAGCUCUGUAGCUCUAGGCUUCACUUCACUGGGGCCCAGUGGACCGGCAUUCGUGCAGCCCCUGCUCUCAGCUGGCCAGGCCCCACUGCUGGCUCCUGGCCAGGUGGGCGUGUCACCUGUGCCCAGCCCCCAGCUGCCUCCUGUCUGCACAGCCUCAGGAGGUCCGGUCAUAACAGCGUUUUACCCAGGAAGCCCGGCACCCACCUCCUCAGCACCCCUGGCCCAGCCAUCCCAGGCCCCCCCAAGCCUGGUGUAUACUGUGGCCACUAGUACCACCCCACCUGCUGCUGCCACCAUUCUGCCCAAGGGCCCACUGGUCACUGCCACUGCCACCCCAGCCCCCACUAGCCCUUUCCCUAGUGCCACAGCGGGUUCCAUGACCUACAGCUUAGUGGCCCCCAAGGCCCAGCGUCCCAGCCCAAAGGCCCCCCAAAAAGUGAAGGCAGCCAUUGCCAGCAUUCCUGUAGGCUCCUUUGAGGCAAGUGCCACUGGGCGGCCUGGCCCUGUUUGCCGGCAGCCUCUGGAGCCUGGUCCAGCCCGAGAGCCAUCAGCCACAGAGUCUGAGCUUGAGGGGCAGCCUACAUCACCGGCCCCUCCACCACCCCCAGAGACCUGGCCUCCCACAGCCCGGAGCAGUCCCCCCCUGCCCCUGCCUGCUGAGGAACGGACUGGUACCAAGGGCCCUGACACCAUGGCCAGCAAAUUCCCCAGCUCAUCCUCAGACUGGCGUGUCCCUGGGAUGGGCCUGGAGAGCCGUGGGGAGCCUCCCACUCCUCCCAGUCCGGCCCCAGCUCCAGCUGCAGCCCUGGGUGGUAGCAGUAGCAGCAGCGAGGGCAGCAGUGGGAGGGCGGCUGGGGACACACCUGAGCGAAAGGAGGCUGCUAGUACUGGCAAGAAGGUGAAGGUGCGGCCCCCACCCCUGAAGAAGACCUUUGACUCUGUGGACAACAGGGUCCUGUCGGAGGUAGACUUUGAAGAACGCUUUGCUGAGCUGCCCGAGUUUCGGCCAGAGGAAGUGCUGCCAUCACCCACCCUGCAGUCUCUGGCCACCUCACCUCGGGCCAUCCUGGGCUCUUACCGCAAAAAGAGGAAGAACUCCACGGACUUGGACUCAGCACCAGAGGACCCUACCUCACCCAAGCGCAAGAUGAGGAGACGAUCUAGCUGCAGCUCAGAGCCCAACACCCCCAAGAGUGCCAAAUGCGAGGGGGACAUCUUCACCUUUGACCGAACAGGUACAGAGGCUGAGGAUGUGCUAGGAGAGCUGGAAUAUGAGAAGGUGCCAUACUCCUCACUUCGGCGCACCCUGGACCAGCGUCGGGCCCUGGUCAUGCAGCUCUUCCAGGACCAUGGCUUCUUCCCAUCAGCCCAGGCUACAGCAGCCUUCCAGGCCCGCUAUGCAGACAUCUUCCCGUCUAAGGUUUGUCUGCAACUGAAGAUCCGAGAGGUGCGCCAGAAGAUCAUGCAGGCAGCCACUCCCACGGAGCAGCCCCCUGGAGCUGAGGCCCCCCUCCCUGGACCGCCCCCAGCUGGCACUGCUGCUACCCCUGCUUCCACGCCUAGCCCUGCUGGAGGCCCCGACCCCACCUUACCUGGCUCGGACUCUGGCACAGUCCAGGCUGCCCCACCACUGCCUCCACCCCCAGAGCCGGGACCUGGACAGCCUGGCUGGGAGGGGCCCCCCCAGCCUUCCUCUCCACUCUCAGGCCCUUCCACAGCUGCCACAAGCAGGUGAGGGGCCCUUUUGAGAAGAUCCCAGGACCCACAGUACUUCCCCUCAGGACAUGGACAGUAUGUAGGUGGCAGGAAGGGGGGGGGCAGGGGGAUGGUUACCUCCUCCCCAGUAAAGCCAUUUCGUCCUUUCCAGUUUGGUGCGGAAUGAGGCCUGCUCCUCUUGUAUAUAGUCCCUCCCCGCAGUUCCCUCCCUGUGCUGGGGGGCAGCUGAGGAGAAGCAGGGGCACAGUCCCUCUACUGAGCCCCUGUUCAUAACCGGGAGUGUGACCUUCAGAGCUUUUCACUUGUACUUUAUGCAAAAUGGCUCAUGUGAGGGCUGCAAGCUGGAAGGUAGUGUGGGCCUUGGGCCACAGGGAGGUGCCUGUGGAGUAGGGGGAGUUCAUGUACCCCGUUUUUCCCCAGAGGGGCUGGACUCAGGUUAGUUUGGGGGUGGGGCUCCUGCACUUUUGCCACAGGCAUGGGGAGGGUUCUCUCCCUAUCCCUCUGCCCUCGCAACUUGGGUUGUACUUUCUAAGAAGGUAAUUCCCCCUGCCCUUGCCCCCAUCCCCAGAACAAAACAUGUUGAUCAUGUGCAAUAUUUCUUACUGUGCCGAGAAGCAGCAAUGACCGCGAUUAAAGCUGUUUAACACA